Molecule: messenger RNA, 1353 nt
Organism: Guillardia theta CCMP2712
Lineage: Eukaryota; Cryptophyceae; Pyrenomonadales; Geminigeraceae
Exons: 11
Coding region: 1-1353 (450 amino acids)
Molecular function (GO): protein binding
Source: RefSeq, a predicted model, not a curated record
AUGGAAGAUCCCUUUGAUGCUUUCCAAUCCAAUCUACUUCGAACCCUCAGGGAAGGAGAUCCCUACGUGGACCUGCAGCUUCAGCUUGGUAGGCCAGGGAGUUCUGCUGGAACGUUUCAUUGCCACAAGCACAUGCUAGCAGCGCAGAGCCCUGUGUUCUCUCAUCUGUUUCAACAGAUGUCACUUCCUAACGCCGGCAAGGCAACUCUUCGUGUGGAAUGCGAUCCGGACGCGUUCAACGACAUCAUCCUCUAUGUUUAUACUGGGCGAACUCAAGUAAGGCCGGACCAUGCAGUCGAGAUCCUGAAUGUAGCACAACAUUACGAGAUUGAUGCGCUUGUACGCCUCUAUUUCAACUUCCUGGAGAACUACAUCUCUGUAGAAACGGUCAACUCGGUUCUCUGCUCUGCCUUGCAGUUCGGUCUAGGUCAAGUCAUUCAAAUGUGCGAACGGUUCAUCCUCGUCAAUGCAACGCAGACCUUCGCCCAUCCUUCGAUCGAGCAUCUUCCCGAAGAUGCGCUCUGCAAACUGAUCUCCAACGAUGACCUGCAAAUGCAAGAAAUCGAGGUAUUUCUUGCGGUGGUCAGGUGGGGCCAAUCGCGCUUCAAGAACGCAUCCCAGCAAACCUUGCAGGCCAAGUUGUCGAAUGCUAUGCACUAUGUGCGCUUCCCCAAGAUUGAUGUACACGAAGAUCCUUGUGAUGGCAAAGAUUUGAUUCGAACUGAGCAGGGAAAGGACAUGGCUGAAGUCGUGGAGCCGACUGGUCUGGUUGAGACCUCGCUGUUGCUGGAGGGUUACAGGUUUCGUGCGACGGGAGGAGAGCAGGCAAGUCACGUGUUGAAACAGUACCAGUUUCCACCAGAGUCCAAGGUGCCUUUCGCCACUUUGUCCACCUCGCAGUAUUUCUCAAGUUCAUGUCACAGCAGCAGAACGUCAUUUCUGGUGACCUCCAGGUCUUGUCGUGACCCAAAUCCUGUUAAAAUCCUGACCUGCAUGAAGAGGAUCGAAGUAGGGGAUGUGAUCAAGGCAAUCGACGGAUGGACGGUGGCCUGGAACGUGGAGGCAGUCAAGAAACACCUCAUGGGCCCCAAGGACACAAGGGUGGAGCUUUUGAUCUCGCGCAAUGGCGUUGAGUAUCGAGUGUAUGUCCUCAGAUGCGCGUCAGACGGUCACAGAGACAUGAAUGCUGAACGUGCUAUGCAAGACUUCAGCAUGAGCUCAGCGUCGAGCAUCAAACCCUUUGAUCUCUCCAGGAGUGUAAAUGAGGCAAGAGAGUCCUUGCGGAACUUACAAAAGCAAACCGCUGAAGAUUCCAGCCUCGGGCAAGAUGACGGGCCAUUGGAGGAAGUGUGA